Messenger RNA from Eubalaena glacialis (North Atlantic right whale), 1176 nucleotides. It is a transcript of the gene LTC4S, whose product is annotated as leukotriene C4 synthase. Bases 1 to 1065 code for a protein of 354 amino acids. The record is from RefSeq and is a predicted model, not a curated record. The transcript has 6 exons. Gene Ontology annotation, molecular function: glutathione peroxidase activity; glutathione transferase activity; leukotriene-C4 synthase activity. Gene Ontology annotation, biological process: leukotriene biosynthetic process. NCBI's taxonomy places the organism in Eukaryota, Metazoa, Chordata, Mammalia, Artiodactyla, Balaenidae. Gene Ontology annotation, cellular component: endoplasmic reticulum; nuclear envelope; membrane.
AUGUGCCGCCUCCUCCUGCACCCUACGCCGCCCUCCCUAGCGGGGGAGCGCUUCCGCGCGCUGAGCAGGCCCCCGGAGUGGGCGGGGUGGGAAGGCCAUUGGUCGCUUCCCCUACCCGCAGACCGAGAGGCCAAGUCAAAGUCAGCGGGGGCCUGGGGUGGUGGUGAAGCCGAGCCCUCCAAGUCUGCGGGGUACGAGGGGUCGAGGGGUCGGCGGGGGUACGGGGCGCUGCCAGAGCCCCUGCCUCCGCGCUUUCCGGCCGGCUCCAGCGACUGCUGUGGGGCCUGGCGGAGUGGGCUGUGGCUGCCUCCUGGGGCCCCCAGGGGACUGCGCGGCGCUGCGUCCCCUGCCGCGCUCGUUACCGCUGACGCGGCCAGGAGGCGGCGCACCGUACCCGCCGUCGAGGCGGCCGUGAGAACCACCGGCACCAUGAAGGAUGAAGUGGCUCUUCUGGCCACUGUCACCCUCCUGGGAGUCCUGCUGCAAGGUGGGCUGGCUUCUGCUCCAGCGGUGGGUGGGCCUCGGACCCCUGCAGUCUGCCUUCUGCCCUCCAGGCACUGGGGAGGUGCUGGGGUCCAGGCCCAGGAUAAGAGAAGAUGCGCGGCCAGACUGGAGGCGGGGCCGGGAGUCUGGGUGCCAGAUCUGACUCCGGCAACACCUCCUCCCCCAGCCUACUUCUCGCUGCAGGUGAUCUCGGCGCGCAGGGCCUUCCGCGUGUCUCCGCCGAUCACCACCGGCCCGCCGGAUUUCGAGCGCAUCUACCGAGCCCAAGUGAACUGCAGCGAGUACUUCCCGGUGUUCCUCGCCACGCUCUGGGUCGCUGGAAUCUUCUUUCACGAAGGUGCGGCGGCUCUGUGUGGCCUGGCAUACCUGUUCGCGCGCCUCCGCUACUUUCAGGGCUACGCGAGAUCUGCGCAGCAAAGGCUGGCCCCGCUGUACGCGAGCGCGCACGCGCUCUGGCUUCUCGUGGUGCUGGCGGCGUUUGGCCUACUCGCCCACUUCCUCCCGGCCGCGCUGUGCGCCACGCUCAUCGGACAGUUCCAGAAACUGCUGCAGAAGGCCUGAGACGGAUGACGCCGGGUGGGCGGAGCUGGAGUUGAGACGGAGCCUCCUGGAGGACGGGGGAGGGUGCUCGCCCCCAUCCCAGUCUCUCAUUAAACCGUGAUCUCGAGUGCA